UUUCAUCGGUAACUCUUUUCUACUCCUGCAGGGAUGGCAUCAGAGGAGUUUGUCCGCGGGAUGCUCUACCUGUCCCUCACUGUUGUGGGAGUCCCCGGUAAUGCCACCGUCAUCCUGGCAUUCCUCCUCCUGCUCUACCAGGAGAACCGCCUCCUCCCAGCUGAUGUCAUCGUCCUACACCUGGCUUGUGUCAACUUCCUAGUGGUUGGAGUUCGCUGUCUGCUGGAGACCCUCGCGUCCUUUCGCCUGGCCAUCAUCUUCGGAGACAUCGGCUGCAAGGCUGUGAUCUUUGUCUACAGAACAUCCCGUUCCCUGUCGAUCUGGCUCACCUUCGUCCUGAGUGCCUACCAGUGCCUCAGCAUCGCCCCUCCUGGAUCACGCUGGGCCUCCGUCCGUGCCGCCGUUGCAAACUAUUUGGGCUUUGUGUUCCUUUUCCUUUGGCUCCUCAACACUUGCAUGAGCUCUGCAGCCAUACUCUUCUCCUUCGGCACCAAAAACGACUCCAGUACAACAAGCCACAGCAUCAACGUACAAUUCUGUUACGUCAACUUUCCUUCAAAGUUGUCCAAAGAGGCAAACGGGGCGGGCCAGGUCGGCAGAGACGUGGUGCCCAUGGCCCUCAUGACCUUAGCCAGUCUGAUAAUCCUGGUCUUCCUUUACAAGCACAGCCAGCAGGUUAGGGGACUUCGCAGCAGCAGUAGUGGCGGCGGCGGGGGCAGUGGUGCCGAGCAACGUGCUGCCAAAGCCGUGGUAGCACUUGUGACCUUGUAUGUGGUUCUUUAUGGGGUAGAUAAUGGGCUCUGGGUGUACACACUCACUGUGAGGAAGACCAUGACUUCCUCGCUGAUCUCUGACCUGCGUAUAUUCUUCUCCUCGCUGUACGCUGCACUGAGCCCCGUGGUUAUCAUUGCAUCUAACAGGAAGGUGAAUGGCAGGCUGAGGUGUGCCAUACAAGAGAAGGCUAUUCAAGAGAAGGCCACGAGUGUUUCUAGCAUGUGAGUCCUGCUGGGAGGGCUGAUUACUGACUGAAAGGGCAGCAGAGGAAGAUGAUGAGGACUGAAGGGCAGGCAAUACAGGUGAAUAGGGUAAAAAUGUUUACAUAGAGAUGUCACCAUGAAACUUCCCAGAUUGAUCACUUAUAAUCAGAUAAUUAUUUUUUUGUUUUACAAGUUUUCUGAAAUGUUUAAAUAUGCAAAUUAGACAAUAUCUCAUUGGUUUUGUGCUGAUUUGAAAAAAAUGUUUAACGCCAGAAGGAAUUUUGGAUACU
Messenger RNA from Plectropomus leopardus (leopard coralgrouper), 1267 nucleotides. RefSeq names its product olfactory receptor class A related 2 (gene ora2). Gene Ontology annotation, biological process: G protein-coupled receptor signaling pathway. Gene Ontology annotation, cellular component: membrane. Gene Ontology annotation, molecular function: pheromone receptor activity. The record is from RefSeq and is a predicted model, not a curated record. Lineage: Eukaryota; Metazoa; Chordata; Actinopteri; Perciformes; Serranidae.